GGCCAUCUCUGAGCCGCCCGUCAAUUGUUUUCAUGAAUUGACGUGUCGUAUCGAAUGCGAAAAACCGCUGACUAGACCGUAAACACACUCGAAUGGAAUUCCUGAAGAGUGGCAUAAAGACGGUGUUGGGCGGCACGGAGCCGGGCCAGCAGCCGAGUGCCGCCGAAACGGUGGAGAAGCUGGUGGACCGCGUCUACUCGUCGACGCUCCUGGAGGAUCGAAGGGAUGCCUGUCGGGCACUGAAGGCUCUGUCCCGCAAAUACCGUAUCGAAGUGGGCGCCCAGGGGAUGCCGCCACUGGUGCAGGUGCUCCAAAAUGACGGACAGGAUGCGGAGAUCAUCAGCUAUGCUCUGGACACACUGUGCAACGUGGUAACCAGCGAGGAAUUCGACGAGGAGGCGGACAACCCGACGGUUUCAGUCAAUGUGGGCGAGCAGUUCACGGAGAUGUUUAUUAAAACUCCGGAGCAUGUGACCCUGGUAAUGGGUUACCUGGAUGAGUACGAUUUCAGAGUGCGUCGUGCCGCUAUCCAGCUGAUUACGUCCCUUAUCUCUAAUAAGACAAGGGAACUGCAGGAUCUUGUGCUAGUCAGCCCAAUGGGCGUAUCUAAGCUGAUGGAUCUUCUGACUGACAGCCGCGAGGUCAUUCGCAACGAUGUCCUGCUGUUGCUCAUUGAACUGACCAAGGGCAACUCAAAUAUCCAAAAGAUUGUGGCCUUUGAGAAUGCCUUCGACCGCCUCUUUGAGAUUGUUCGCGAGGAGGGCUGCUCCGAUGGCGGUAUCGUGGUGGAAGACUGCCUGAUCCUGCUACUGAAUCUCCUCAAGAACAACUCCAGUAACCAGCAGUUCUUCAAGGAAGGCAGCUACAUCCAACGCUUGGCACCGAUGUUUGAACUUUCCCAGGACUCUGAGGAGAUUGGCUGGUCGCCGCAAAAGGUCUCGAACUUCCAUUGCCUACUUCAGGUGGUCCGGGCUCUGGUCACGCCGAGCAAUCAACAGCAGGUGGUGGCCGCCUGCCAGCGUGUCAUGCAAAAGUCCCGCCUGCUCCAUGCCCUCUGCGAGAUUCUCAUGAGCAGCGGUGUGCCGGCGGAUAUACUCACGGAGACGAUCAACGCGGUGGCGGAGGUCGUUCGCGGCGAUCGGGACAAUCAAGAUGAACUGGGAAGGGUCAUGGCCCCGAGCAGUCCGCCCCGACCGGCGAUUGUAGUCCUGCUAAUGUCUAUGAUCAACGAAAAGCAACUAUUGGCUCUGCGCUGCGCCGUUCUCUAUUGCUUCGAAUGCUUCCUGUAUCGCAACGCCGAUGGCCAGCGGGCGGUGGUGCAAACCCUGCUGCCCUCCAGUGCCUCCGAUGUGAGUGCCCUUUCGACGGGACAACUUCUUUGCACCGGACUCUUCUCCACGGAUGCCCUGGCCAAUUGGUUCUCGGCCGUCGCGCUGAUGCACUCGCUUGUCGAGAAUGUGGCUCUCAAGGAGGAACUGUUGCGCGUUCUGCUGGCCACUCCUGGUGGUCAAAGACCCAUCACGCUGCUUGAGCAGUGCACCAAUCUCAUGCAGCAGGAACGCUAUCGUUUGCAGAGUAAGGUGGGCCUGCUGAUGCUGCUCAGUUUGUGGCUAGCCCAUUGCCCGGGCGCAGUGAAGGCUCUGCUGGAGACGCAGGGCACCAUGGCCUACCUGACAGCCCAAUUGUGCUCCAACGAGCACGACGAGCGCGAGUUUCUGGUUCAAGGCAUGUGCGCCUUCCUCAUGGGCUUGUGCAUCCAGUUCAACGAUAACUCGCUGCCCGGACAGAAGCGCGAGGACAUCAGCCAGCUGAUCAUCAAGCGAAUCGGGCAGGAGAGCUUCUGCAGCAAACUGGCGGAGGUGUCGCGUCACGAGGCGUACAGUCGGGCCUGUAAGCAGGCGCAGAUCCGGGCCAAGUCCGCCGGAGAACUACUGCUGGAUUACGAGUACUGCAAGCUCUACAAGGGCUUGGAAGCGCUGAUUGCAAAGCUGGUUAGCGGAUUCGAUGUGGAUGGCAUCGAACUGACCGAACUUACUUUGAGUUCGGAGGCCUCUGCUCUGGUUUCCCAGUACAAGGGAAUUAUCCGCGGCAUGGAUGCCCAGAUCCAGGCGCUGCAGCAAUCUUCCAAAGAACUGGAGCAGGAGAACGCCGAGCUGAAGGAGAAACUCGGGGAGGAGCAGUCGCUUAGGGCGCAACUUUCGGAUCAAAAUACGCUGCUCAAGGCGCAACUGGGAGCUUCAGCGGGUCAGGUGCAGCCUGCCCAGGGAACGGAAGCCACUCCGGCCAACGAGGAUGAGCUGAAUGCCGCCCGUUACCAGGCCAACAUGUACUUUGCCGAGAAUAUACGGUUGACCAAGGAGUUGGAGACCCUGCGGCAACAGUUUACGGCCGAAAAGCAAAGGGCCGAUGCGGCGCAAGAAUCACUAGCGGCCACGCAAAAGGAUCAGGAGGAUCUGCUCGAACUGCUGGCCGAUCAGGAGGCGAAACUCACGCGUUACGAGAAAGCGGACACAGCGAAUUCCUUGCAAUCUCCCAGUCAAGCUCCAUCUGCAGCUUCUCCGCCCGACGAGGAGAGUCCCAUACCAAGUGGCACCGCUAGCAGAUAAGGAACGCUCCCAGGAUGAGUUGCUGACCACGUAUUAUGACUGGAAAUUGCUCGACUGCCCCUCCAACCAUCAUAUAUACACACAUUCUACUUGUUUUAUAUUUAUAUAUAUUUAAUUUACGUACAGAAUAUAUAUCUAGAUUGGAAUUGAAAACCAAAUUUAAAUUGUUUUGGCGGGAUGCGCUGCAAAUCGCAAGAGAUAGCUAUACCCGCGCACGUUUUCCUAUUUCCGUCUCUUUCCAAUCAGUUCUUUACUUUCUGUUUGCUUCGCCCAUAGGUCAACUAUUUUUAUUUUGUAAUUUUCAAGAUUCGAUUUAGAUAAAUAUUAUUUGUACGUUCUUUUUUUUAGAAAUUAAAAAUGUAUUCAUUAACUGUCAAUGCCAAACCAUGUUUAAUUAAAUUAUUGUCAAAACUGUUGCAUUUAAUGAACGAAAAAAUAAAUAAAAAAUAAUAAAUCCACGUUCAAAAA
This is a messenger RNA of Drosophila ficusphila, 3074 nucleotides long. It is a transcript of the gene p115, whose product is annotated as general vesicular transport factor p115. Gene Ontology annotation, cellular component: Golgi membrane; cytoplasm; ER to Golgi transport vesicle membrane. Lineage: Eukaryota; Metazoa; Arthropoda; Insecta; Diptera; Drosophilidae. The transcript has a single exon. The coding region runs from base 93 to 2606 and encodes 837 amino acids. Gene Ontology annotation, biological process: endoplasmic reticulum to Golgi vesicle-mediated transport; intracellular protein transport; transcytosis. Gene Ontology annotation, molecular function: protein binding. The record is from RefSeq and is a predicted model, not a curated record.